This is a messenger RNA of Diabrotica balteata, 987 nucleotides long. The record is from the annotation of a GenBank genome assembly. Lineage: Eukaryota; Metazoa; Arthropoda; Insecta; Coleoptera; Chrysomelidae.
AUGACCUUCAUGGAGGUGGUUGGUAUAGUCGAAAAUGCUCCUGUUAUGAUUAAUUUACCUCCUGCCCAAUCUACUCCUCCAAAUGAACCAGAAAAAGAACCACCACCAAAAAAUGCGUGCUCCAAAUUCCUUACCAACUGUCGAACAAAAAUGUGCAGUUGCUGCAGAAAAGGUCCUAAAAAAACUUCUAAAUCUAAGACUGAUGCCGGUUGCUUCAAUUGCUUCAAGAGGAAACCACAACCAGCUUCGAUUGUAAUUGAAAAUGAAACUCAACAGAAACCGAAGCUGCUUGAGCGAUUAAACUGUUGUAAAAAGCAAAAAGUGGGAGAUUCUUCUUCAUGUUUUCCAACAGGGAGGCGAAAAGAUAGUUGGGUGGAGAGAGCAGACAGUUUAUCCCAACCAGCAAGAAGCAAGUGCUCCAAAAAGUGUUGUACAGGCUUUUUGGCAACAAUAUUUUGUUUGAAUUUAUGCCGAAAAAAGAAAACUGUUGAAAUUCCUGAUCGAAAAGAUUCAAUAAUAAGCAAAAAGAAAAGUUUGACUCCAACCACAGCUCCACCACCAGAGGAUACUCGUCCAAAAAUAGAUAUGAGUUUGGUAGAGCAUUCAUCUCACAUGAAGGCAGCUAUCCCAAUAUUACCGAUAUGUCUAGCUUGGUUCUGCCUGAUUUUAAAUUGUAUAGGACCUGGAACAGGCACAGUUAUAAGUGGAAUACUCAAUCUUUGUAUUGGAAUACCCAGAUUUUCUCAAAAGGAUGGAGCCAAGUCAAGAUUUGGAGCUUUUUUAAUAAAUUUAAUUAUAGGUUUCAGCCAAUGUUUCACGGUACUGUUCUGCCUUGUUGGAUGGGGUUGGUCGAUAUGGUGGGGUAUUAUAAUGAUUAAGAUAGCAAGAAAACAUAAACGGUUCAAACAGUUAGAAGCAAUAGAAGAGGCCACUACCGUACCUGGAACAAAUGCAAAUCCUCGAACAAGGGACCCUCCAAAACGUUAA